UCGCUUCGUCUUGUCUGGUAGUUGGAUUUGUAAGAAAACGGAUACAUCGGCGAGUCGCUACAGGGCGCCGUCCAUCCGUCCGUCCGGCAUGUCUUGUUUACGGCGGGUUGGGAAUACAAACCCACGGUCCAGCUGAAGGCUUUAGAAUAAACUCCAGUCCCCGCCUAAAGAAAAUUUUUCCAAUGGAUGAAGAUGCUAUUCCCCCAAUUCCCGUCUGUAGUGCACCUCCCCCCAGUGAACCUCCGUCACCUCUCCUCCCCCUUUCCUCCAUCACCCCCAGGUGUGCAAACGAUGGACGAUGUGGACACAGGAGGAGCGGUCGCAUUCAAGAGAUCCGAGCCAGAACCCCGAAAAAGCUGGACUACACGCACAUCCAAGACGUCCAGAAACAUUCUGCACCGAAUCCGUCCCCGGCAAAGAGGCAAAGGGAGAGUGCAAAUAUGGUGCAAGCGUCACAGUCAAAGCUGCACAGAGUUGGAAGAACGAGCGUACACGAGAAACCCAACAAGGUUGGAUUUUCUGUCACUUUUCCAGCAAAGCACCAAAACGAGAUCUCACAAAUCCCCGAGAACGAGACCGACGUCCCUCCUUUGCAAAGCGUCGUCGAGCCGUUUUUAGAACAGACGGCGCAAAGUCCCGACGCGGCGAAACCCGACGUGGACGCGUGUCGGGACUUACCCGGCGGCGACCUGAGCGCGGACGCGUCCGUCUCCAAGGGCUGGCUGAUCGCCCCCUUCUUUCAGUCGCUCAAAUCCAAGAUGGCCAGCUUCACCGAGAUAGUCAUGACUCCCGUUAAGCUCUUCAGAGCCAGCAGCCCCCCGCCGCUCGCCGACGAGGAGCUCGACGCCGACGGCGCGGCCGAGGCCGACGACUCGGAGCGAAGCGAUAAGUAUCGUUUAGAAGCGCAAAUUCAAACCAGCCGGCGGCGCCUCGUCGACGCCGCAGAAAGCGUCGCUCCCAAAUAUUCCAAGAGGCUGCUGUUUGACGACUCGAUGUGCAGGACUGAGCGCGAUGAAAGCUUCCCGGAUGCAGUGCCUUUGGUGCUCAAUCACUCUGCCUGCGUCGCUCCUGGACAGGUUAGCGAGUCUGCCGGCUCAUCUGUGCCGCCUCAAGCCAAAAUAAGUGCCUCAAGUGAGUCGGAUCUACAAGUUUACACUGCUGUGAGGGACCAGGAAGGCAUUCCGAUCGGCAUUAACUUGCUCCACGAACACAAACCGGUGGACGUCGAGUCCGAAGACAGAAAUCGACUGAUCAAGCUUCAGCUCGACGGAGACGAGGCAGCUCUGGUAGGAAGUUGCAGCUUCGUCCGCCCGAGCAUCGGCGCGAACAAACGCCCGCCGACGCCUCCUUUGGACACAGAGCAGAUGGAGUGCCAAGAAAUCCCCGAGACGUGUCCGGUGCCGAAGCUCGCGCAAGCAAAGAGGGGGCCGAAGUAUAACUGCGCGUCCCAAGACGGCGUGAAGAGGAAAAAGACUUCGGAAAGCGGCGAAACAAAGGGGCCGAGGACGUACAGAAAGAGGGGAGUCAAAGAAGAAGAAGAGGAGGGAACGGCGACGGCGAAACCCGACGGCAAAAGACGGCUCGUGUCGACGAGAGCGAGCACAAAAGGAAAACCCGAACGGGACAACCGGACGGUUUGCCUGUCGGACAAAAGAAGCGGCGAAGCACACGACUGGAAAUCAUGCAAACCGCAAACAGGAGCCGCUCCGAGUAAAUUUGACACGGGCAGCAGCGCUGAUGUUAUGGAUGUCGAAGCUGCAGCUCCUGCCGCUGAGCGUCAUGUAGAAAAGCAGUUAUCCGUAGUCCUCGUCCGUCACGAUAUGAAGGAGAAUCCAAGUAGGAAGCAAUUAAAACGCAAAUCGCCCAAUCAGACGAGUUUAGACGGCGCAGCGGCGCGACUCUUGGCGUCUACCUCAUCCAACGGCGGCGGCCUGGAGCCCGCGAGCGCAGAUAUCGGCUGCGCUCCGAGCGACCGGCGAGGAGCGAGCCAACCGGCCAAGAGGCUCAACAACAGCCUGAGGAGUGCGGCCAAGUUCUCGGCCCUGGAGAAAACCAAAGAGAGCCGGUCAAAACGGAGCAAAGAGCAAAUCUGUGGGCGUGAUCCCCAGCUUCCUCUGCUCUAUUCUGGACAGUCGGGCGAAGACGGAAAGAGACGGACGAGCGCGUCCUCCACGCCGGGCGAGGACCCGGUAACCGGCGGCUGCGGCUCCAGGCCGAGCGUACGGCACGUCGGCACCAGGCAGCGGAGAGCCGGCAGCCAGCGGCGGAGAUGCAUCGUCGCGCGCCGGACGCGGGAAACCGACGAGGGAUCCUCCAGAGCCGCCACCAUGGAGGACGCGGAUCUGGCCGCGGCGCGCUCCUCCGACGGCGACCUGUCCAGGCGACUCCUGCGCAGCUACUCGUGCCCGGACAUUCUCAUCCUGCAUCCCGACGACUCGCCCUGGAUCUCCCCUCGGCACUUCCCUCAUCACCGGACGCAUCAUCAUCAUCAUCAUCAUCAUCACCACCUGAGCUCCCACGCCCAGAGGUCCCUGCGGCGGGCGCGUCGCCACACGGUCUGCAGCGUGGAGGUGGAGCGGGAGAUCGCCCCCCUCUGCCUACGGAAGGAGGUGUACCCGUCCCGGAGGUCCGGCUCCUACGACUCCAUCCCCCCCCACCUGUCGCCUGCUAACGCGCAUUCCCCCUGCAGCGCCCUCACCGCGCUCGCCUCCUGCUUCCUCUCGAGCCCGCUGGCUUUCCUCUCCAGGAAGUACGUCUGCAGGGGUCCGGCCGCCGCUGCCGGUCGCGUUCCCUCCCCGCCCCCGUCCUCCUCGUGCUCCAACGCGUGGCUUUCCCCGGGUUUCGCCGCAGGAUCCGACUCCGCCGCGUCUCUGGAGGCCGGCAGCAGCGAGAAUCCGGCGCCGUACGAGGCGGAGAGGCGGCAGCAGAGCGAAGAGGAGGAUGAUGGCGAGGAGACCAGCUCCUCCAGUCAGGAUUACGAAGAGGCCGGGUUGAGAGAGGAAAAAGCUCUGUCUGAUUCGGAAAUCAGAGUUGUCAAGAAACACGAAGAGCAAAAAAAGGUGUCCUCCAUCAGGAUACGGAAGACUUUACCGAAGCCUCAGACCAACCUGACACCCAUGGGUCUGCCCAAACCCAUCAGGGUGAAAAAGAAGGAGUUUAGUUUGGAAGAAAUUUACACCAAUAAGAAUUUCAGCAAACCCCCAGAAAGCCGCCUGGAAACCAUAUUCGAGGUGCCGCUCAACCGCAAGAACGGCUCCGAGUCCUGGUUCGGCCCGAGGCGGGUGAAGCGCUUCCUGGAGUUCCUGGAGGUGGGCGAGAUCCGGAAGCCGAAGAAGCCCCUCGCCGGCGUGGGGAAAGCGGGCGCGCCGUCGUCCAGGCCGAGACGCGGCGGCUUCCCGAAGGACGGGCCGGCGCUCAGCGUCCAGGACGUGGACUCCCUGCUCUGCUCCAAGCUGGACGAGUUGAGCUUGUGGCUGAUUCACGACCAGAGCGACGGCUGAGAAGGAAAACCAAAUAACGCUGUUCCUGCGAUCAUGACGGCUCUUCACGUUCCUGUUUACAUGUUCUGGAAAGCUGCGGCUUAAUCACUCUGUAGCGUCUGUGGCCUACAAAGUUGAAGAGCCAGACAACAUGGCACAAAAAAUUAUUGACCCGGAGAAGUAUUUAUGCACAUUUCUGUACAGAUGAUUGCUUAAAGAAAUGCUUUUAUUUAUUCCACUAUUAAACCUCCUCUGAUUGGUGAAAUCUCUCAACCUUCAUAGGUAUUUUGUCCAUUAGUAUUACACAUUAAUCUCGGUGCGUCUGAAGCAGAGACCUCCUGUAAGCGCGAGUCAGAACCUGCUUCGCAUUACGUCCGAUUUUUGUUUUUUGUCUCGUUAUGCAACGAAGCAGCCGAACCGGCGGGUAUUUUUUUCUCCUCGCGGCAUCAUUGUGAGUUUUAACGGCAGCUUUUUCUUCUCGUUUCUUUUUCUAUUAAAGGCUAAAUAUAACUUUUCAAUGUGCCAGCGGGAGAUUUGUAUUUGCUACGAGGAAUUUUUUUGUGUGUAAAUAUGUUUAAAAGCUUUUUUACGCAGCUCAGGGCGGACACUGAUCAAUUAAUUAUUUGGGUUUGAAUUUUUCUUUGUUCUUUCAGUAGAAAAACAACCUGGAGGAAGUGGGCGUGGCCACAGCCAAUAUUUUUUUAUUAUUAUUUUGUUAAUUUCAAUAGUUUCUCCCACGAUGUACAUAAAUGAAUCAUAACUGCAGCUGUUUGUCGUUGUUGUUGUAAAUGCCUUAACUGUACACCCGCUUUAUUUUUUUUUUUUUUAUGCCGUUGUCAGGACACAUCAACCAACUCCAAGCUUAAAAAAGUGUCUUUAUUAUAAAAUACUUUGUAUAAAAGUACAACACAUGUUUAAUAAAAGUACCAUUAAAGUAACAAUGCAAUAACGCUGAGAUAAAGUUGGCACCCGAACAGCCUGUCGAUUCAAGCACUGCCAUAAUCACCACUAAGCCAUUUUCUUUUCCUUUAUACCAGUAAGCCAAGUCCUGAUGAAUGUCUAUCUGUUGUAGAUCUACAUUCUGUAGUAUUUGUGACUUAGUAUAUACAGUAACAAUAAGUACGUUUACUUUAAAAGUAAACCUGUGUUAAGGAAUGGGUCCUUACAGAAGUGUUUCUUUUGAGAGUUAUUUCCCACCUUUUUAUUUUAAGAUUUCCUCUGGUUAAAUGUAUCAAAUUUAAUCAUUGGUCUGUAAAUUGACAUUAAUACUUCAUUUAUACAAGUUUUUCAUGGGCACUUAAUCAAACCGAGUGGAAAUCUUAAAGAAGGGCUGGGAAUAAGAAAAAAAACUUUCAAAUGUGUCACGUUUUAUCCUGUGGUGUCAUAUUUUGAAGGCAGUGCUGGAUUUUAUAUGAUUAAAAAGGAAGUUGUCCGUAUGUUAAAUAAAUGCAACAGGGUAUAUAAAUCAC
Messenger RNA from Fundulus heteroclitus (mummichog), 4948 nucleotides. It is a transcript of the gene prr14, whose product is annotated as proline rich 14. The record is from RefSeq and is a predicted model, not a curated record. Bases 183 to 3500 code for a protein of 1105 amino acids. NCBI's taxonomy places the organism in Eukaryota, Metazoa, Chordata, Actinopteri, Cyprinodontiformes, Fundulidae. The transcript has 11 exons.